Syngnathoides biaculeatus (alligator pipefish) is the source of this 4166-nucleotide messenger RNA. RefSeq names its product neuroblast differentiation-associated protein AHNAK-like. Gene Ontology annotation, cellular component: nucleus; cytoplasm. The record is from RefSeq and is a predicted model, not a curated record. Gene Ontology annotation, biological process: regulation of RNA splicing; peripheral nervous system myelin maintenance. Lineage: Eukaryota; Metazoa; Chordata; Actinopteri; Syngnathiformes; Syngnathidae. Bases 1 to 3999 code for a protein of 1332 amino acids. The transcript is spliced from 4 exons.
AUGGAAGUGCCUGAUAUGGACAAAGAGAUCAAGGUGGACGGGGCAAAUGUAAAAUCACCAGAAUUACUGGUUGAAGCCAAACUUCCCCAUCCUGCGGCAGAUGUUGACGUGAAAGUGAAAAAGUCUAGAUUCUCAUUUCCCAAAUUCUCAUUACCCAAGCAAAGUAGCAAAGAAUCAGAAUUUGAUGUUGAUCUCCCGGAAGUUGAUGUUUCUGUUCCAGAAGGAAAACUGGAAAUCACUUCACCUAAAGUGGAGUUUCAACCACCAGAAGUUGAUGUCAAUAUCGAUGGCCAGGAAAGCAAAUUUAAAAUGCCAAAAUUUGGUAUAUCCAUGCCAAAAGUGAAAGGCCCUGAAAUUGAUAUAAGUUUAUCGAAGAAAGAAGGCGAGAUCAGACUCCCAAAGGCUGAAGUUGAACUUACAGAUGUUCAUGUGGAACUACCAUCAGCCCAAGUGGAAAUCGAAGGCCCGAAGAUUGAAGCUCAACCAGGCAGUGUUGACGGCUCUCCGUCAAAAUUCAAACUGCCAACAUUCAAAUUACCCAAAUUAGGGGUGGCUUUACCUCAGGUCAGUGUGGAAGUGCCCGAUAUGGAAAAAGGAAAAAUGGAAAUCACUUCACCUGAAGUGGAGUGUCAACUACCAGAUGUUGAUGUAAAUGUAGAUGGUCAGCAGAGUAAGUUUAAGGUGCCAAAAUUUGGCUUUUCUUUGUCAAAUGUGAAAGAACCUGGCAUCGAUUUGAGUUUAUCAAAGAAAGAAGCUGACAUCAGACUCCCAGAGGAUGUAGUUGAAAUCAGAGACGUUGAAAUCAAGUUACCAUCAGCAAAAGUGGAAAUCGAAGGCCCUAAGAUUGAAGCUCAACCAGGUAGCGUUGACGGCUCUCCAUCAAAAUUCAAACUGCCAACAUUCAAAUUACCCAAAUUCGGGGUUGCUUUACCGCAGGUAAGUGUGGAAGUGCCUGAUAUGGAAAAAGGAAAAAUGGAAAUCACUUCACCUAAAGUGGAGUUUCAACCACCAGAAGUUGAUGUAAGUGUAGAUGGCCAGGAAAGCAAAUUUAAAAUGCCAAAAUUCGGUAUAUCCAUGCCAAAAGUGAAAGGCCCUGAAAUUGAUAUAAGUUUAUCGAAGAAAGAAGGCGAGAUCAGACUCCCAAAGGCUGAAGUUGAACUUACAGAUGUUCAUGUGGAACUACCAUCAGCCCAAGUGGAAAUCGAAGGCCCUAAGAUUGAAGCUCAACCAGGCAGUGUUGACGGCUCUCCAUCAAAAUUCAAACUGCCAACAUUCAAAUUACCCAAAUUCGGGGUGGCUUUACCGCAGGUCAGUGUGGAAGUGCCUGAUAUGGACAAAGAGAUCAAGGUGGACGGGGCAAAUGUAAGUGUGGAAGUGCCUGAUAUGGAAAAAGGAAAAAUGGAAAUCACUUCACCUAAAGUGGAGUUUCAACCACCAGAAGUUGAUGUAAAUGUAGAUGGCCAGGAAAGCAAAUUUAAAAUGCCAAAGUUCGGCAUCUCCAUGCCAAAGGUCAAAGGCCCUGAAAUUGAUACAAGCUUAUCGAAGAAAGAAGGCGAGAUCAGACUUCCAGAGGCUGAAGUUGAAAUCCAAGAUGUUCAUGUGGAACUACCAUCAGCUCAAGUGGAAAUCGAAGGCCCGAAGAUUGAAGCUCAACCAGGUAGCGUUGACGGCUCUCCAUCAAAAUUCAAACUGCCAACAUUCAAAUUACCCAAAUUCGGGGUGGCUUUACCGCAGCAAAGUAGCAAAGAAUCCGAAUUUGAUGUUGAUCUCCCGGACGUUGAUGUUUCUGUUCCAGAAGGAAAACUGGAGAUCACUUCACCUAAAGUGGAGUUUCAACCACCAGAAGUUGAUGUAAGUGUAGAUGGCCAGGAAAGCAAAUUUAAAAUGCCAAAGUUCGGCAUCUCCAUGCCAAAGGUCAAAGGCCCUGAAAUUGAUACAAGCUUAUCGAAGAAAGAAGGCGAGAUCAGACUCCCAAAGGCUGAAGUUGAACUUACAGAUGUUCAUGUGGAACUACCAUCAGCCCAAGUGGAAAUCGAAGGCCCGAAGAUUGAAGCUCAACCAGGCAGUGUUGACGGCUCUCCGUCAAAAUUCAAACUGCCAACAUUCAAAUUACCCAAAUUAGGGGUGGCUUUACCUCAGGUCAGUGUGGAAGUGCCCGAUAUGGAAAAAGGAAAAAUGGAAAUCACGUCACCUGAAGUGGAGUGUCAACUACCAGAUGUUGAUGUAAAUGUAGAUGGUCAGCAGAGUAAGUUUAAGGUGCCAAAAUUUGGCUUUUCUUUGUCAAAUGUGAAAGAACCUGGCAUCGAUUUGAGUUUAUCAAAGAAAGAAGCUGACAUCAGACUCCCAGAGGAUGUAGUUGAAAUCAGAGACGUUGAAAUCAAGUUACCAUCAGCAAAAGUGGAAAUAGAAGGUCCUAAGAUUGAAGCUCAACCAGGCAGUCUUGAUGGAUCUCCUUCUAAAUUCAAACUACCAACAAUAACAUUUCCCAAAUUUUUAUUAUCCAAGCAAAGCGAUGCUGAAAUGAAUCUACAGUCUCCUAAAGAGGAACUCAGAGGUGCAAAGAUUGAAGCCAAAAAAGGUGGUGUUGAAGGAUCGCCAUCAAAAUUUAAACUCCCAUCUUUGAAAUUACCUAAAUUUGGAGGUUCUCCAACAAAGGUUUGUGUUGAAGUGCCUGACGUGGAAGCAGGCAGUGAAAUUGAUAGCAUGAAGCUGGAGAUACCUGAAGAUGGCGUAAAGACGGCUGUUUCUGCACCCAGCAUUGACACUGACGACCUGUCUGCGGAAGUCAAAACCAAAGGAGGUGAAAUUGAAGGACCGGGAAUUCAACUGAAACCAUUGCCAGAUCUUCAUGCCGAGUUCAAACUGUCGGAUGUUGAAGUUGAACCAUUGGAAAGUAUCAUCUCACCGCCAGAAGCACCGAAGAUGAGGAAGGGGAUGAAGAACGAUAGCGCGAGUCCCGUCUCUCCAAGCAGAUUCAAACUGCCAUCCUUCAAAAUGCCAACGCUUGCAUUUUCACCACAAAAAACAGAAGGCAAAAGUGGCUCACCUGAGACAGAAUAUCAAGACAAUCAACCAGAGACGAAAACUGAAUUGAACGUAGAUGGUAAAUCACCACAAGCCACUUCCACAUCCUUUGGAGAUGUCCGAAAAAAUGUUGGAGUUGAAUUACCAACGGCACAAAGACAACAAGCGGAUGAACAUCCAGACACCUCGGAGAAGGAAAAGGACACAAAGGACAAACAGACAAAGCAACAAGCCACCAAAACUCCUGAGCGGACCGGACGGUUUCCAACAUUUGGGCUCGCCUCGCCUUCAGAACCUUCUUCAACUCCCCAAAAAGGUGACGAGAAGGCUCAAAAGAGCCCAUCAGGAGAAAGCGAGUUCGACGUCAGCCCUACCUUUUCCGUGCAGUCGUCAGACAUUUUCGCUGACAUCAGCUCAACAAUGACAAGCGAGUAUGUCAGUUUUCCCUCAUCUUCUCCGACCAAAGUAACGGUCAAAUACUCUGAUCCGAACUUACCUCCGAAACUCAGAGAGAUGAACGUUGUAACCUCCACUGCCAGGUCUGAGCUCAUUACGGUCGAGCCGGACUUACCCGAGAAGAUCACCGUCCUGUCCUCUGAGGUCUCGUCUUCCUCCGAGGAAACUCUCAGACUGCCGUCGGGGAAAAUACACGUCUUUACGUCCAGUGUACAAUCAGGCCCUGAAUCGCAGCUCACCAAAGUUCUGUCCAAGGUCCAGUCAACUGGUGAGACCAGCCAGAUUUCAUCAUCAUGGACGGUGGAGAGUUCUCAGAGUAGCAGGACAUUGUCUCAGAAACGAAUUGUCCGUGAAACAUCGCGCGAAAGCACAGAAACCUUCGUCGUUACCAAACAAAUCACCAAAACGUUUGAGCCCGCCGAGUUCUUCGCAGACGACGAGACGGCUUCGUCCAUCCAGCGACUCCGAGAAUCCGUUCGCUCGGAGAAGAUGAGAUUUUUUGACGGUGCUGAGAAGUGAGGCGCUAGCUAAAUCAACUUCAAUGGUUAAAAACAAAACAAAAACAAAAAAAAGGGCCAUUUGUCAGUGUCUAGUGAACCGCGGGGAUUCAUGGAAAUGCAUGUUGCCGAACGAAAAAAAAACAAAACAAAAACAAAGAUGGUCAAAUGUUGCUGGCAUAAGAAAAA